This is a messenger RNA of Mus caroli (Ryukyu mouse), 1453 nucleotides long. RefSeq names its product N-acetylneuraminate pyruvate lyase (gene Npl). NCBI's taxonomy places the organism in Eukaryota, Metazoa, Chordata, Mammalia, Rodentia, Muridae. The record is from RefSeq and is a predicted model, not a curated record. Gene Ontology annotation, molecular function: lyase activity.
CCUGAGUUAAAAGCGCAACCGCGCUGCUCAGAGGAGAUCGGGUCUCCAGUGCACAGCAGCAAUUGGGUGGCCGAGGUGAGCGCGGCGCCACCGAGCAGAGGAGUGAAGUCAGACCUUCCAGUAGCCCAAUGGCCUUCCCUAAGAAGAAACUCCGGGGUCUUGUUGCUGCCACCAUCACUCCAAUGACAGAGAAUGGAGAAAUCAACUUUCCUGUCAUUGGUCAGUAUGUGGAUUACCUGGUGAAGGAACAGGGGGUGAAGAAUAUUUUCGUGAAUGGCACCACAGGAGAAGGCCUGUCCCUGAGCAUCUCUGAACGUCGCCAGGUCGCGGAGGAAUGGGUUAAACAAGGGAGGAACAAGUUGGACCAGGUGGUGAUUCACGUGGGAGCACUAAACGUGAAGGAGUCACAAGAACUGGCCCAACAUGCAGCAGAAAUUGGAGCUGAUGGCAUUGCUGUCAUUGCGCCUUUCUUUUUCAAGUCACAGAACAAAGAUGCCCUGAUGAGCUUCCUGAGGGAGGUGGCAGCCGCAGCCCCCACUUUGCCAUUUUAUUACUACCACAUGCCGUCCGUGACCGGGGUAAAGAUUCGCGCUGAGGAGCUGCUGGACGGGAUUCAGGAUAAGAUCCCCACCUUCCAAGGACUGAAGUUCACCGACACGGAUCUCUUGGAUUUCGGCCAGUGUGUCGAUCAAAAUCACCAGCGACAGUUUGCUUUGCUCUUUGGGGUGGACGAACAACUGUUGAGUGCUCUGGUCAUGGGAGCCACUGGAGCAGUAGGCAGUACCUAUAACUACCUGGGAAAAAAGACAAACCAGAUGUUGGAGGCUUUUGAACAGAAGGACUUGGCUUCAGCGCUUAGUUACCAGUUUCGUAUCCAGAGAUUUAUCAACUAUGUGAUCAAGCUAGGUUUUGGAGUGUCGCAAACCAAAGCCAUCAUGACGCUGGUCUCUGGGAUUCCAAUGGGCCCACCCCGGCUUCCUCUGCAGAAAGCCACCCAGGAGUUUACUGCUAAGGCUGAAGCCAAGCUAAAAAGCCUGGAUUUCCUUUCUUCCCCUAGUGUAAAGGAUGGGGAAGCCUUUAGCUAGUGCCUGAUAAGUCUGGGUACAUAAGCUUAGACUUAUCUAUCUUCAAUAGUACAUUCUUUUCUCAGGGACUUUUUUAGGUGAAUUUGAACCCAUCUUUCUUUUAGCAGGUAGAAUUCCACACUAAUCAAGAAAUACGGAUUAUGAACCUAAACUUUUUUGUUAUAAAGGAGUCACAAGCCCUAAGUCAUUCAUUUUGUAAAAUUAUUAUAGAGAAAUCUCUACUUAUACAGAUGCAAUGGAACCAAGUGAAAAUUGUAAUAGUAAUUACAAUUAUUAAUUAAUUACAUUAAUUAAUAUAAUUCAUAUUACUAUAUUAAUUGCUGUAUUAGUUAUAUUAUUGCUGAAUAAAUUUCACCUGUCUUUUGGGA